AUGUCAUCAUUUAUGGAUAGAAUAAACAGUUUGGAGAAUUCUACACGUCAUGGCUUUAAUAAGACUUUUUGCCAUCCAGAUGGCAAUACAAGUUCAGUGGAAACGUUUCAGCUACAGACUCUGAUGUACAUCAUACCAGAAGUGCUGCUGAUCAUUCUUGUGGCAUUCGGGAAUAUUUUAGUGUUGGUGGCAGUUUGGAGGUUCCGUGAACUGCAAACAAGUACGAACAUUUUUGUUGUUAACCUGGCAAUUGCUGACUUAUCCGUUGCCCUCUUCAUUUUGCCUUUGCAUAUCACCAUUUUCAUCAUCCCCGCACUUAAGUCUGUUUUUGUCAUUUGCAUGUUAAGAUAUUGUGGUAUUUUCCUUUCUACAGGAUCAUCAGGACUUAUAUUGCUCCUCAUUUCCAUUGACCGUUUUAUUGCUAUUGAAAAACCUUACUCCUACCCAACGAUCAUGACUACUAGGGUGUCAAAGUUCUUGUGUGCUGCAGCUUGGACUUUCGUCCUGGGAUACGCCUCUCUACCUUUACUAGGCUGGAACGACUGGACACCCUGUGUAAGGUGUACAUUCUCAAUUGUACUUCCAUCGACGUACGUUACGUUCAUAAUGUGUUACGUAUUUAUCGACGUUAUCAUAAUUGGGGCAAUCAACGCGAAGAUAUUCCACACCGCAAACAAGGUGUCCAGACAGAUAAGUGGUCAAGCGGCCUCUGUGUCAGGGGAACGGAAUGACAGUAAAUACAAGACAAUGUUCCUGAAAAACAAGAAAGCUGCCAAAGGUCUGCUUUUGGUAUUCGGUGUAUUUUCCAUUUGUGUUUUGCCUUUUACCAUUUUCACUUUGUGGGAGAUACACGCUUUAGACAGUGACUCUCGGGAGAAGUAUGAUAUCGUCCGGAUAUUCACCACGUUCAUGGGUAUAGCCAAUUCCGCCAUGAAUCCGGUUAUUUAUCACCGGAGAAUGCCACAGUUUAGGAUCGCCUUCCGAAAGCUCCUGAAUCUAAAGAGCAUGGUCAAUUCCCAGCUGCCCUCUGACGAACUCGGGCCGAGGAGCUAA
Molecule: messenger RNA, 1053 nt
Organism: Liolophura sinensis
Lineage: Eukaryota; Metazoa; Mollusca; Polyplacophora; Chitonida; Chitonidae
Product: adenosine receptor A1-like
Exons: 1
Coding region: 1-1053 (350 amino acids)
Biological process (GO): G protein-coupled receptor signaling pathway
Cellular component (GO): membrane
Molecular function (GO): G protein-coupled receptor activity
Source: RefSeq, a predicted model, not a curated record